Kogia breviceps (pygmy sperm whale) is the source of this 2472-nucleotide messenger RNA. It is a transcript of the gene PKP1, whose product is annotated as plakophilin 1. NCBI's taxonomy places the organism in Eukaryota, Metazoa, Chordata, Mammalia, Artiodactyla, Physeteridae. The record is from RefSeq and is a predicted model, not a curated record. Gene Ontology annotation, biological process: cell-cell adhesion; cell-cell junction assembly; intermediate filament bundle assembly. Gene Ontology annotation, cellular component: plasma membrane; adherens junction; nucleus. Gene Ontology annotation, molecular function: cadherin binding.
GGCUCCGCUGGAGCGGCCGCGGCGGGGCGGGGGCGGCGCCGGGCGGGGCGUAUAUCCCGUCCGGCGGAGGGCGGGCCCGCCAGUGCCUGGACCGGGACGCGCCGGGUGGAAGCGCCGGGAGCCGCAGCCGGGAGGCGUCGCGCGCGUGGACCGUCGCUCUCUGAGCCCAGGGAGCCGCUGAGCACGAGAAGAGCCCGCUCUCGCUGCCGCCGCCCCGCCCGCCCGCGCGCCCGCACCUCGCACCUCGCACCUCGCCGCUCGCUCUCCGGGCCCGCGCCCCGCGCCGCCAUGAACCACUCGCCGCUCAAGACCGCCCUGGCCUACGAGUGCUUCCAGGACCAGGACAGCUCGACGCUGGCUCUGCCGUCGGACCAGAAGAUAAAGACCGGCACGUCGGGCCGGCAGCGCGUGCAGGAGCAGGUGAUGAUGACCGUCCAGCGGCAGAAGUCCAGGACUUCCCAGUCGUCCACCUUGAGCCGCUCCAACCGAGGUUCCACGUAUGAUGAGCUGGCCGACGGCUACAACGGCUGCGGAACCACCAGCCGGAGCGUCUACUACUCGAAGUUGCAGGCGGGGAGCGGCCCGUGGGCUUACCCGAUCUACAAUGGGACCCUUAAGCGGGAGGCAGACAACAGACACUUCAGCUCCUACAGCCAGAUGGAGAGCUGGGGCCGGCAGUACCCCCGCAGUGGCUGCAAUCCCCCCGGCACCGGCAGCGACAUCUGCUUCAUGCAGAAGAUCAAGGCCAGCCGCAGCGAGCCCGACCUCUACCGCGACCCCCGCGGUACCCUGCGCAAGGGCACGCUGGGCGGCAAAAGCUACAGGACCGCCCAGAACCGCCACAGCAUCUACAGCACCUGCAGCGGCCAGAAGGCGGUCAAGAGGUACCUGGUGUGCCCGCCCUCCGGUGUGUCCAAGCAGGACCCCGUGUACGUCCAGCCCGCCUCCUGCACCAAGGACCAGGCCUUCAUUCACUCGAGGGCCAGCUCCAAGAUCUGCAGCGAGGACAUUGAGUGCAGCGGGCUGACCAUCCCCAAGGCCGUGCAGUACCUGAGCUCCCAGGACAAGAAGUGCCAGGCCAUCGGGGCCUAUUACAUCCAGCACACCUGCUUCCAGGAUGAGUCUGCCAAGCAGCAGGUGUGCCAGCUGGGCGGCAUCGGCAGGCUGGUCGGCCUCCUCCGCAGCCCCAACCAGAGCGUGCAGCGGGCCGCGGCCGGGGCGCUGCGCAACCUCGUGUUCCGUAGCGCCGCCAACAAGCUGGAGACUCAGAGGCAGAGCGGCAUCCGCGAGGCCGUCAGCCUCCUGACGAGGACCGGCUGCACGGAGGUCCAGAAGCAGCUGACCGGGCUGCUCUGGAACCUGUCCUCCACCGAGGAGCUGAAGGAGGAGCUGAUCUCGGACGCCCUGCCCGUCCUGGUUGACCGGGCCAUCAUCCCGUUCUCCGGCUGGUGCGACGGCGACAGCAGCCAGCCCCAGGAAGCCGUGGACGCCGAGGUCUUCUUCAACGCCACCGGCUGCCUGAGGAACCUGAGCUCCGCGGACAAGGGGCGCCAGACCAUGCGCAGCUACACGGGGCUCAUUGACUCCCUCAUGGUCUAUAUCCAGAACCGCGUGCAGGCCGGCUGCUGUGACGACAAGUCUGUGGAGAACUGCAUGUGCAUCUUGCACAACCUCUCCUACCGCCUGGACACCGAGGUGCCCACCCGCUACCGCCAGCUGGAGCGCAACAGCCGCAGCGCCUACACCGAGAAGUCCUCCACCGGCUGCUUCAGCAGCAGGGGCCACAGGAUGGCGAACAACAACUCCGACCGCCCACUUCCUGAGGAGGAGCCCAACCCCAAGGGCAGCAGCUGGCUGUACCACUCGAGCGCCGUCCGCACCUACCUGAACCUCAUGGGCAAGAGCAAGAAGGACGCCACCCUGGAGGCCUGCGCCGGUGCCCUGCAAAACCUGACCGCCAGCAAGGGGCUGAUGUCCAGCGACAUGAGCCAGCUGAUUGGGCUGAAGGAGAAGGGCCUGCCUCACAUCGCCAACCUCCUGCAGUCGGGCAACUCAGACGUGGUGCGGUCCGGAGCUUCCCUCCUGAGCAACAUGUCCCGCCACCCCGCGCUGCACAGGGUGAUGGGGAACCAAGUGUUCCCAGAGGUGACCAGACUCCUCACCAGCCACACCGGCCACACCAGCAACUCGGAGGACAUCCUGUCCUCGACCUGCUACACCGUGAGGAACCUGAUGGCAUCGCUGCCGGGCACGGCCAAGCAGCACUUCUCCAGCGGCAUGAUCAGCAACGUUGCCAACCUGUGUCGCAGCAGUGCCUCCCCCAAGGCUGCAGAGGCCGCCCGACUCCUCCUGGCCGACAUGUGGUCCAGCAGGGAGCUGCAGGGGGUCCUCAGACAGCAAGGUUUCGAUAGGAGCACGCUGAGAGCCUUAGUUGGGGCCAGCAACCUCCAGAACUUCACCUCCCGAUUCUAA